Molecule: messenger RNA, 1182 nt
Organism: Engraulis encrasicolus (European anchovy)
Lineage: Eukaryota; Metazoa; Chordata; Actinopteri; Clupeiformes; Engraulidae
Product: collectrin-like
Exons: 6
Coding region: 4-846 (280 amino acids)
Biological process (GO): positive regulation of amino acid transport
Cellular component (GO): plasma membrane; extracellular exosome
Source: RefSeq, a predicted model, not a curated record
AGGAUGUUGGGGAGAUUGCUGCUCGUGGUGGUGGUGGUGUUGGUGCCUGGAAUAUAUGCUCAUGUAGUGGGAGAAAAAGGAGAUGAGAAAUGGACAGACAUGGGGAAUGAGGAAAGGGAGGAGUGGAAAAUCGUGGGAAAAGAAGAAAAUGGCAUUAAAUGGACAGACAUGGUGAAAGAAGAAGCGAAAAUUGGAAGAUGGCUUACAAGUUGCAACUCGCCUGACGCGUUGAAAGUGCGGCUGAGCCUGAAAUCGGCGCUGGGAGACGAAGCGUACGCGUGGAAUGAGAAUGAAUUGUACCUGUUUAAGGCGGCCGUGGCCUACGCCGUGCGGCAGCACCGGCUCUCGGGGGGAGGACAGCAGGUCGCCUUCACGGCGGCAAAUGUGGAGACCUGUAACGUGACAGAGAGGGUGUCCUUCUACUUCCGCGUGACUGACCCCAGUGCUGCGGCGGGAACCGUUAUCCCCAAAGCGGACGUGGAGGAAGCUGUACGGCAGUCCAGGGGCCGCAUCAACAGUGCCUUCCUACUGAGCGACGACACGCUGGAGUUCGUGGGUCUGCCGUCCACCCUGGCCCCGCCCGUGGAGCCCCCCGUGGAGGUGUGGCUGGUGGCCUUCGGGGUGGUCAUGAGCCUGGUGGUGGUGCUGGGAGUCUACCUCAUCGUCAGCGGCUUCCUGAACAGGAAGAGGAAAUCAAAGGAGGGCGAACAUGAUGAAGAAGAGCCAGGGGACAAAAGAAGUGGAAGAGGCAGCGUCAGUGACAGUGACAGUGAGAGCCAGCGCGAGGGGGAGACAAAUUUAGGCUUUCAGGAAGAGGAGGAUGAUGGGAAGAAGACCCAGUUCUGAGUGAUAAUAGGGGGAAAGUGUCACCUGUCUUGUUAAACAAAAGAGGUUCCAUUUAGAUAAAACUGUGAAGGAGAUGUGCUAUUUUAAUGCAGUAGGCCUAUAUUUUGAUCCUACAUGAUGUAUUAUUAUCGAUUCAGUGUGUGAGAAAAUAGUGUCCAAAAACGAUGUCAGAAAUGUUAUAUUUUGUUAAACAUGUGUUAUUUUGUAUUAUACACAGUGGAUUAUCACUUAUUUUGUUUGUCUGUACCAUCAUAAUUUUGUACAUAGCUGUUUUUAAUUCUGUGUAAAACGAGCUGAUGGUUAUUGUAUGGCUCUGGUGAAUUAGAUUCGCAUUAA